UGUUCAUCUACUUGUACCUCGUAAACCAAACUGAAGCAAAAACAACACAAGAGCAUUUAUGCCAUGAUAAGGCAUGGAAAAUUCAGCGCUCAUACCCUCCCAUCAUGCUAAUGAUUUAUUAUAGCUGCAGCUUGUCUUCUUCUCUUCCUGCUCUGUUUAUCCUUCAGCCCCUCUGCACUCAGCUGUCAGCUCUCGACUUCUGAGAGAUAACACACCGCACUACUUUAAUGGGGCGGUCACCAUGCUGUGAGAAGAUCGGCCUAAAGAAAGGCCCAUGGUCGCCGGAGGAGGAUCAGAAGCUGCUUGCCUACAUUGAGGAGCAUGGACACGGGAGCUGGCGAGCGUUGCCUGCAAAGGCAGGCUUGCAGAGGUGCGGCAAGAGUUGCAGAUUGAGAUGGACAAACUACCUUAGGCCGGACAUCAAGAGGGGCAAGUUCAGCUUGCAGGAGGAGCAGACCAUCAUCCAGCUUCAUGCUCUUCUUGGCAACAGGUGGUCGGCCAUCGCAACACAUCUACCGAAGCGCACAGACAACGAGAUCAAGAACUACUGGAACACACACCUCAAGAAGAGGCUGACCAAGAUGGGGAUCGACCCUGUCACCCACAAAGCCACCGGUGGCACUCUCACCGGCACUGCAGACGACAAGUCAGUCAAGGUCGCGGCAAGCCUCAGCCACAUGGCUCAGUGGGAGAGCGCCCGCCUGGAGGCCGAGGCACGGUUGGCUCGAGAAUCGGAGAUGAGAACAGCAGCUUCUACACCAACCACACUCCAUGCAGAGCCAGUGAAUCUCCAUGCCUCCGCUGCUCCUCCAUGCCUCGACGUGUUGCAUGCAUGGCAGGCGGCAAAGAUAAACCUGGAUUCACCCACCUCCACACUGACGUUUGCAGGGAGCAAUUGUGGCAUGCUGCCAACCCCCAGGACGAACAGACAAGAGAUAUCCGAAAGCAACUCUGCCGUCUCUGCGAUGUGGCAUCAGAGAAGCGAUGAACUGGAGGGUGAAGAAAGCGACUGGCAGUUCCUCAGCAAGCAGCAAGUGCCAGGACUGGACGGCAAGGAGAGGGAAGACGUCUUCAUAGUCUCUGAGGAACCAUGGUUCACAGGAGUGGCUGGGGUUGGAACUGGCUUCACAGGCAUGGUGCUUGAUGGAUCCAAUGUGCAUGACACAUCGGAAUGCUGGGUUGAGUCCAACAAUGGGCAAACUAAGAACAGCACCCAAGGAUCAGAUGAGGCGGACAGGAAUUAUUGGAAUGGCAUCCUCGGCAUGGUGAACCCGGAGCUGCCGCCCCAGUCGCCACCAUUGCUCUAGAAUAGAGUCCCUUCCAGCUCUUUUUUUAUUUGAGCAAAUCCAUUGGAUCAUCCAAAGUCAAAAAGGAACAGAAAGAGCGCAACAAAUAACUGCUACAACUGCUGCAACAGUUUGCAGUUUUUUCCCUCCAUGUAAGUGAAAAGUGGAGCUAUUAUGUGGAUGUAGUAAAUAAAUCAUAUUACUUUCUGUCAGUAUCUUUUUAUUGGUCUAGCACUAGAAUUACUGUAUGUUAGCGAGCAGGACCAUAGCAGGGACAGGGACACUACAAUUAAU
This is a messenger RNA of Phragmites australis (common reed), 1580 nucleotides long. RefSeq names its product transcription factor MYB106-like. Lineage: Eukaryota; Viridiplantae; Streptophyta; Magnoliopsida; Poales; Poaceae. Bases 228 to 1307 code for a protein of 359 amino acids. The transcript is spliced from 3 exons. The record is from RefSeq and is a predicted model, not a curated record.